UGGCCACAUUUCAGACUGGAGCUGGAGGACCUUGGCACGGUGCUGAUCCAGGGAAGCGCGUUCAUCGUCUUCGGCGCCGUCCUUCUUCCUGCGCUGCUUGUGUUCUGCCUGACCGGCAUGGCCUCCUUUCUCUGGCUGUUUGCCCCGCUCUGGGCGCUGUACGUGGCCGUGCGCCGCCUAUACUAUAGGUACACCUACUCGGCGAUGUCCCCACGGCCUGGAAGACGCAUGCGGCCGUGCCUAACCCCCGCCGCCGAAUUCGCGAAGGCGGCGUUGCUGAAGGCCUUGACGCUUUUUCUGCUUCAGUGGACAGUGCAGAGCAGCUUCUUGUUUGGGUUAAUCCUCCUGCAGGGCGGGGGGUAUCACGAGGCCCUACGCCUCGAGAUCCGACAACAGUUCUGGGGAUGCUAUAGUCCCCUGACGAUGACGGGCUUUCAGUGGCUGUGCUUCGCGAGUCAGCUCUUUUUUUGA
Molecule: messenger RNA, 471 nt
Organism: Trypanosoma conorhini
Lineage: Eukaryota; Euglenozoa; Kinetoplastea; Trypanosomatida; Trypanosomatidae
Exons: 1
Source: RefSeq, a predicted model, not a curated record